AUGGUAUUAGAAGCUGUUGGUCCACAAUAUAACAUUGGUAACAUGGAAGAGCCACCAAAUCCAGAUGCACAACGACUUUAUGAUAUGUUAAAUGCUGCUGAUAAUGAGUUGUGGCCUGGUUGUAAGAAGCAUUCACAGUUAUCAUAUGUGGUCCGACUAAUGAGUUUGAAGGCGGAGUAUCACUGGCCAGAGAGGUGCUAUGAUCGGUUGACAGAAUUGAUAAAAGAGGGGUUUCCAAGCGAUGACAAUUUACUGCCAAGUAGCUUUUGUAACACGAAAAAGUUAUUGCGUGGCAUAGGAUUACCCGUUGAAAAGAUUGACUGUUGCCCAAAUAAUUGUAUGAUUUUUUGGCGACAUGACAGCGAGUUAGACAAAUGUAGAUAUUGUGGGGAGUCACGCUUUCAAGACCAAAAUGUUGAUUCUACAAAGAGGAAAAAGAAGCUAGUUGCAAUGGCAAAGAUGUACUAUUUUCCUUUGAUUCCUAGACUGCAAAGAUUGUAUGCAUCAACUGCCACGGCGGGAGAAAUGCGUUGGCAUGCUUCAUCACCCGAUGAUGGAGUUAUGCGCCACCCUGCAGAUUCCCCAGCGUGGAAGCACGUCAAUAACAUAUUUCCUGAAUUUGCAUCAGAGUGUCGUAAUGUGCGACUAGGCCUUUCAACUGAUGGUUUUCAACCUUUUGGCCAAUCAGGAAAACAAUACUCUUCAUGGCCAGUUAUUAUAACACCUUACAAUCUUCCUCCUUGGCUAUGCAUGAAGGAACAUUUCAUGUUUCUCACGGUGUUAGUUCCUGGACCACGUAAUCCGAAAGAUAAGCUGGAUGUUUUUCUGCAGCCAUUAAUAGAAGAAUUGAAACUGUUGUGGGAAGUGGGUGUGCCUACCUAUGACAUUUCAUUGAAGCAGAAUUUUCAAAUGCGAGCAAUCUUAAUGUGGACCAUAAGCGACUUUCCAGCAUAUUCCAUGUUGUCUGGAUGGAGCACUGCUGGAAGAUUGGCUUGUCCUCAUUGCAUGGAUAACACAGAUGCAUUUACACUAGAGAAGAGUGGAAAACAAUCAUGGUUUGACAACCAUCGGAAGUUUCUACCUGCUAAUCAUCCAUUUCGAAAAAACAAAAAAGCUUUUCGAAAAAACAAGAUGGUCUUAGUUGACCCGCCAGAAGCCAAGUCAGGUGAAGAAAUCUUGAAUGGAAUAGAUACAUUGGGACUAGUAAGAGUGAUGGAUGACUACAAUGACAUGAAUAAGAUUGUCGCAAAUCGUGCUAGAUCUGGAUGGAGGAAAAGAAGCAUCUUUUGGGAUCUCCCAUACUGGAAGGAACUACUAAUUCGACAUAAUUUAGAUGUGAUGCAUAUUGAAAAGAACGUUUUUGAUAAUGUAUUCAAUACUGUUCUUAAUGUUCAAGGGAAGACUAAAGAUACAACAAAGUCAAGAGAAGAGUUGAAUCAGUAUUGUGCAAGACCUGAAUUAAAGCGUAAUGAGAUGACCGGCAAGUUUCCAAAAGCUUCAUACACCCUAGACAAUUCUGAAAAAAGGGUUUUAUGUGAAUGGGUCAAAGGUCUUAAGUUUCCAGACGGGUAUGUGUCCAAUAUGGGUAGAUGUGUUGAUUUGAGGAAGCUCAAGAUGUUUUGA
Messenger RNA from Salvia hispanica, 1623 nucleotides. RefSeq lists its product as uncharacterized. The record is from RefSeq and is a predicted model, not a curated record. Lineage: Eukaryota; Viridiplantae; Streptophyta; Magnoliopsida; Lamiales; Lamiaceae.